Messenger RNA from Purpureocillium takamizusanense, 432 nucleotides. RefSeq lists its product as uncharacterized. The transcript has a single exon. The record is from RefSeq and is a predicted model, not a curated record. The coding region runs from base 1 to 432 and encodes 143 amino acids. NCBI's taxonomy places the organism in Eukaryota, Fungi, Ascomycota, Sordariomycetes, Hypocreales, Ophiocordycipitaceae.
AUGCAGCUCCUCAAAACAGCCUUAUACCACCACGCCGAGGCUCAAGACGAAGCACCCAGAGCAGCGUGUGACGCAGAGGGAACACUCGACAUGGCUGGAUCGAAUCGGCUGGAGCCGUCCCGGUCGACUCAGCAGCUGCCCACGCAUAACGCGUUCCUGCCGCAACGGCUGCCGCCCUCGACGAGCUCCAUCUCGCUCGCUUUCCCUUACAAUGCGAGCGUGCAAAACCUGCUGGCCCAGGGAUCGAGAGUGCGCAGUAGCGGGACGUGGACGGCGAGUAGCGGAGAGCUGGGCUUCGUGAGCGAUACAGAUGAGGUGGACGACCGGGCCAUCUACGUCCAUGAGUAUAAUCGGUUGGCAAAGAAGGUGUCGUCUGCUUACCCGCUGAGGCUUCAGAACAUGAUGAGAAACCAUGGGCUGACCAUGUUGUAG